GGCCAUAUUUAGAACAGAAAAAUUACUGUGAAGACUGCCGCUGCUACAGUCAUUUUAUUUUAUAUUCUUUUUUAUUUUAGUUUAUGAAGUUUGGACCAAUUCACAGUCACUAUGAAGAACAUUUAGAAUAG
This is a messenger RNA of Didymodactylos carnosus, 131 nucleotides long. NCBI's taxonomy places the organism in Eukaryota, Metazoa, Rotifera, Eurotatoria, Philodinida, Philodinidae. The record is from the annotation of a GenBank genome assembly.